This is a messenger RNA of Rhopilema esculentum, 1556 nucleotides long. RefSeq names its product ras-related protein Ral-a. Gene Ontology annotation, cellular component: membrane. Gene Ontology annotation, biological process: signal transduction. Lineage: Eukaryota; Metazoa; Cnidaria; Scyphozoa; Rhizostomeae; Rhizostomatidae. The record is from RefSeq and is a predicted model, not a curated record. Gene Ontology annotation, molecular function: GTP binding; GTPase activity.
UGCGCAGCACACCAACUGCUGUCGCUUAGAGUUUGUCUGGGCGUGGAAGAGAAACUGUGACUUGCUUUCCUUGUCGGGCUAGGAGAUUGGGUAACGUCACUGAUGAGCAUUUCAGUCCCGAUUUCAUAAGAGGGAAGAUUGAAACAAUCACGGAAGUUCCAGACUAAAAAACUGCAACAUGCCUCCGAAAGAGAAAGCCGGUGGCGUUCACAAAAUCAUCAUGGUUGGAAGUGGCGGUGUUGGAAAGUCAGCCCUCACUCUCCAAUUUAUGUACGAUGAGUUUGUGGAAGAUUAUGAACCAACAAAAGCAGAUAGCUACAGGAAGACAGUAACCUUAGAUGGUGCUGAGUGCCAAGUUGACAUUCUUGAUACUGCUGGACAAGAAGAUUAUGCUGCAAUCCGUGACAAUUACAUUAGAAGUGGUGAGGGGUUUCUUUGUGUGUUCUCCAUUUGUGAACCUGAGUCUUUCAGCUCCACCUCAGAAUUAAGGGAGCAAAUCUUAAGAGUAAAAACAGAGGACAGUAUACCUUUUAUUUUAAUUGGAAACAAAGUUGAUCUUGAAGAGAAAAGGCAGGUAACACAUGAUGAAGCUGAAUCAACUGCAAAAGAAUGGAAUGUCCCAUACAUUGAAACAUCGGCAAAGACCAAAGUAAAUGUUGAAAAGGUCUUUUUUGAUCUUAUGAGAAUGAUCAAGUCCCGAAAAACAGACGAAAGCUCAAAACCUGGAGCUAAAAAGAAAGGAAAAACAAAGAAAAGGAAAUGUACAAUUCUAUGAAAGCUCAUAUGUGACUUCUUUACAAAGGACAGCAUUAGUUUUUCAUCAUCAAGUGUGGUGGUGACAUUUAAUUUUGAUUUUCAAUAUAUGCACUAAGGCCAAGUCUGUGGUUGUAAUUUUCUUACCAUAUAUAAAUAAAAUACAUGUGAGUUUUGCUCAGAAACCCCAUUUUGUAAAAAUAUAGUAAUUCUUUAUUAUGUGGCAUUGGCCCCUUUCAUGUUGAUUUAUGUUUUAGAUUUUUGAAAUAAGACUAUUGGUCAUAAAAAUUCACUCCAAAAAGUGAUUUUGAUAUAUAAGGUUUUUUCAUCAAAGAAGCCAUAUAUUGGCUAUAACAAAUUUCACCUAUGGAAUGGGAUUGUAAUUUUCUUACUGCUUUGGUGUUUAUUACUGAUUCAAUUAUAAAAUUUUGCAACUUGAGAGUGCUAUGCAUAAGCAGACACUUGAUUAUUUGAAGAGAUAAAAUGCUGUGCUACCAUAGAAGUAAAUUGUGGCAUGCAUUUAGUUGCCUGAAGCAAAAACAGUAUUUCCUAUUUAUCUUUGAAAAAGUUUGCAGUCUUUUUUAAAAUUAUCCUCACUACAUGGUCAUUUUGUACCUUCAUUACAGUCUACACCGAAAUUACUUAAGGUUUAGAGGAUGGUGAGGUUUCAAUAUCAAAAGCUGUCUUUUAGCUGUCUUGCUCAUGCUCUCUGUAGUUACAUACUGAUAAAUAUUUAUUUGAAUCUUAUGUAAUUACUUUAGUUUAGAUCAUAGAUACCUCAUUAAAGAGAAGAGUCUCAUUUA